Molecule: messenger RNA, 2538 nt
Organism: Cheilinus undulatus (humphead wrasse)
Lineage: Eukaryota; Metazoa; Chordata; Actinopteri; Labriformes; Labridae
Product: extracellular calcium-sensing receptor-like
Exons: 6
Coding region: 1-2538 (845 amino acids)
Biological process (GO): G protein-coupled receptor signaling pathway
Cellular component (GO): membrane
Molecular function (GO): G protein-coupled receptor activity
Source: RefSeq, a predicted model, not a curated record
AUGGGAGAAGGAGACUGUGAGUGUCGACUGCAAGGCUCUGCAAAACCACCUGAACUAGCCCAAAAUGGUGACCUAGUUAUUGGAGGCAUUUUUUCAUUUCGCACCGGGCAGGAUUAUGUAGUUGAUACAUUUGAGACAAUUCCAGGUGUAAGGAAAUGCAAGAACUUUAACUUCAGAGAAUUUAAGUUUGCUCAGACUGUGAUAUUUGCUAUAAGUGAGAUCAACAAAAACCCUGACAUGCUCCCAGGAGUUAAACUGGGCUACAAGAUCUACGGUGAGUGUGGAUCGAUGGACAUACUGAGAGCUGCACUGGCACUGGUGAGUGGAGUCAAGGAGGAAAUCAGUGAUGACAACUGCACUAAAACUGACACAGUGCAGGCUAUCUUAGGACAUUCAGGAUCAAGACCAACAAUUGCAUUUGCACCAGUUGUUGGAAAGUUUCAUAUACCUGUGAUCAGCCAUUUUGCCACCUGUGCCUGUCUUAGCAACAGGAAAGAAUAUCCAACUUUUUACAGAACAAUUCCCAGUGAUUUCUACCAGAGCAGAGCUCUGGCAAAGCUGGUCAGACACUUUGGUUGGACCUGGAUUGGGGCUAUAGCUGUGAAUAACGAAUAUGGCCUAAAUGGUAUAGCUGCAUUCAUCCAAGCUGCACAAGAACUAGGAGUGUGCAUUGAAUAUUCUGAGGCAUUUUCAUCGUCAGGCCCACCUGAGAGACUGCAGGAGAUAGUAGAGAUAAUAAAGCAUGCUACAUCCAAAGUAGUCAUGGCAUUCAUGUCUCACAGAGAAAUUAAGCUGCUUGCCAAAGAGCUGUUCAAACAGAACAUAACAGGGCUGCAGUGGGUUGGGAGUGAUGCCUGGGUCACGGAUCACUCUCUCACAGACAGCGAGGGACACAGAAUCCUGGUUGGUUCACUAGGAUUCACUGUCAGCAAAGCUGACAUCCCCGGGCUCGAGGAGCACCUGAGGCAGCUCCACCCCUUGCAGUUUCCCGACAGUCAGUUUGUCAGGGAUUUCUGGGAAGAUGUGUUCAACUGCGCUCUGAAUGAAACAGAAAACACACAGAAAAAGCCGUGCACUGGGUCGGAAAGCCUGCAAAAUGUUGACUUGCAGUUCACCGAUGUGUCCGAGCUGAGAUUCACUAACAAUGUGUACAAGUCUGUUUAUGCAGUCGCUCACGCUCUUGACAACCUGAUCAAAUGUGAAGAGGGUAAAGGGCCUUUUGCAAACGGCAGCUGUGCUGACAGUAAAAACAUUCAACCAUGGCAGGUCUUGCAAUACCUUGAUUUAGUGAAUUUCACCACUAAAGAAGGGGAAAGAGUUUAUUUCGACAGCAACGGGGACUCGCCUGCCAGAUAUGAACUGGUUAAUCUGCAAGUGACCCACAAAGGGACCAUGGAAGGGGUAACAGUGGGCGUUUAUGAUGCUUCUCUCCCAGAGAGCAAUCAGUUUAUUACCAAUAACAUCCCAGUUGUGUGGGGAAAUGGUCUGAUUAAGGUUCCCGUGUCAAUCUGCAGUGAGAGCUGUCUCCCAGGAACUCAUAAGGUCCUCCAAAAAGGAAAGCCAGUAUGUUGUUAUGAAUGCAUACCGUGUCCAGCAGGCGAGAUCAGUAACAUAACAGACUCAAUCAUCUGUAUGAAAUGUCCUCCGACAUACUGGUCCAACAACCAGAGAGACACCUGCAUCCCUAAAGUCAUCGAGUUCUUGGCUUACAAUGAAAUCCUUGGAACAUUAUUGGCUUUAUUUUCCUUGCUUGGAGUUUUCUUAACUAUGAUAACAACACUAGUCUUCUACUGCCACAAAGAAACACCGCUAGUCCGGGCCAACAACUCUGAGAUGAGCUUCAUGCUUCUCUUCUCCUUGACUUUAUGCUUCCUGUGCUCUCUCACAUUCAUCGGCCGGCCCUCUGAGUGGUCCUGCAUGCUGAGACACACAGCAUUCGGCAUCACCUUCGUCCUCUGUAUAUCAUGUGUGCUGGGGAAAACUAUAGUUGUACUAAUGGCCUUCAGGGCGACUCUCCCAGGUAGUAAUGUAAUGAAAUGGUUCGGGCCUGCACAGCAAAGAAUCAGCGUCCUGGCUUUCACUCUCAUACAAGUUUUAAUCUGUAUACUCUGGCUGACAAUCAACCCUCCCUUUCCACUAAAAAACAUGAAACACUACAAAGAGAAGAUAAUAUUAGAGUGUGAUCUUGGCUCAGCUGUGGGGUUCUGGGCCGUGUUAGGAUACAUCGGCCUUCUUGCUCUCUUGUGUUUUAUUCUGGCCUUUCUGGCUCGAAAGCUGCCCAAUAAUUUCAAUGAAGCGAAAUUCAUCACCUUCAGCAUGCUGAUAUUCUGUGCAGUCUGGAUCACAUUUAUUCCAGCGUAUGUCAGCUCUCCAGGAAAGUUUACUGUGGCUGUGGAGAUAUUUGCUAUCUUAGCCUCCAGUUAUGGGCUACUUCUCUGCAUUUUUAUGCCAAAAUGUUUCAUUAUUUUGUUCAGACCUGAGCAGAACACUAGAAAACAUAUAAUGGGCAAAACGUCCAAUAAUGAUAUACAAUAUUAA